GUUUUUGUUUAGCUCGUAGUUCGCUAAAGUAAAAGUUUCGCUCUUGUAUAUUGGAUGGGAUGUUUGCAUGGCUGUUGCAAAAUAAAGCUUUAUUAUUAUAAAACACAAAAGAGCCAUUGAGGCCCAAAUACGCUGACAAGAAAGUGGUUAGGUUGUUGCAAGAAUAGUGUUCAAAUGCCGGACACAUUAGCAGCUUGUCGAGUCUGUCUGGCGGUGGACGUGCGGUUGUUAACAAUCGCCGGUUCGCUACAGCUAGUAUAUGAGAAGAUCACCAACAAUGCAUUACACGCUGACGGGAAGCCCGUGGUGGCGUGUUAUAUCUGCCACGCUCAGCUCGACAAGUGCCGCAAGUUGAUGCUGACUUCUGAACAGGCAGAAAAUGUGCUGGAUGCCAUAUUGCACAGACAUUCCGAGAUAACUAAAGAGUCAAUAGGCAUCAUAGACCGCGAGGCUCACGGUCUGUGCGGGUCGCUGCUGCACUGCGGAGCUGUACAUUACAAUAGUGACCUACCAUACCCCAUAGUGGUCAAAACUGAACUGGACUCAGAUGCCAGUACCGAGUCAGUAAGAAUUAAGGUGGAAUCUGAUAAAGAUCCUCUGCCGAUAUGCAAUAUUGAUGAUAUGAAAUGGGACUCGGAUUUAGAAGACCCUAUAACUCUAUUGCAGCCGUAUGACAUAGAUAUAGAAACAACAGAGCACGCAGAACAAGGAGCAGAUUCUGCGUCGGGAUCUUGCAAAGGAAAACCAACGAAAAAAGGUACAAAUACAAAGAGACAGUGCAAGUCUCGUAACUCAAACAUUCGCAGUGCUCGGGGACCCUACGAGUGUGACAUGUGUCAGAGAAGGUUCAAGAACAGUGAACCGUUGAAAAUGCAUUAUAGAACUCAUACUGGUGAGAAACCGUACCAAUGUGAUGUUUGUAAUUAUCGUUUUAGCGUAAAGAAUAAUUUGAUGAGACACAUGAAAACUCACACCGGUGAGAAACCAUAUCUAUGUGACAUCUGUCAACGUGGAUUCAGCCGCAAGAACCAUCUAGUGGGACACGCGCGAACUCACGCAAGCGAGAAACGUAGUACUUUGUAUAGUUGUGAAGUAUGUGCACGUAGCCUUAGUAGCAAGAGUAAUUUAGUGGAACACAUGAAGACCCACACCGGUGAGAAUCCGUUCCAAUGUGACGUUUGUCUACGUCGAUUCAGUCGGAAAUGUAAUUUGGAAGAACACAUGGCAACUCACACUAGUGAGAAACCGUUUCAAUGUAAUUUGUGUCAGCAAAAUUUCGGUCAUAAAAAUGCUUUAAAUCGACACUUCCGGAUUCACACCGGUGAGAAACCUUACGGAUGUGGUGUCUGUCAACGUCGGUUUAGGGUGAGGAGGCAUUUGGUGGAUCACUCGAGAACUCACGCUAGUUAGAAACUUUCUCUGUGAGAUUUCUCACAAGGCAUUUGUUAAAAGAUCAGAAAAAUGUGAUGCGUUCCUAUCAUUCCGAGAAAAUUGACCGAGAAAUUCACUUGGUGAUAGCUAAGGUUAUAAAAUAAAUCACAUCUUUUACGUAAUUAAAUAAAUUGUAGUAAUUAUUAAUUUAAUAAAAAGUUAAGAUCUAAAAUUACAGAAUUUAUUUAAUUAAGUAAAAGAUAUGAUUUAUUUAUAAUGUAUGAAAAUAAAUAAAUGUAUUUCUUUGUUAAAAGCACUGACUGCAGUGAUCUAUGUGCAAUUUAAUUUGAUUAGUUAAUUCAUAAAACAAAAUAUAUCAAUUAAUCGUCAUUUAAUCUAAAACUGUCAUAUUAUUGUUACUUUAUUUUUUAGUAUUAGUGUCUGUGGCAAUUCAAAUAACGUUUCCUAUGUCUAAGCAUACUCGAGUAGAACACUGAAAAAUUCACUGGAUUAAAACAAUUAUAUGUUACAAUUUAAUUAUAAGAAUAUUUUAUUUCAAUAAAUAAUAAUUGAUUUAUAA
Plodia interpunctella (Indianmeal moth) is the source of this 1951-nucleotide messenger RNA. Its product is annotated as zinc finger protein 84-like. Gene Ontology annotation, biological process: regulation of transcription by RNA polymerase II. Gene Ontology annotation, molecular function: DNA-binding transcription factor activity, RNA polymerase II-specific. The record is from RefSeq and is a predicted model, not a curated record. Lineage: Eukaryota; Metazoa; Arthropoda; Insecta; Lepidoptera; Pyralidae. Bases 175 to 1410 code for a protein of 411 amino acids. Gene Ontology annotation, cellular component: nucleus. The transcript has 5 exons.